Glycine soja is the source of this 831-nucleotide messenger RNA. Its product is annotated as zinc-finger homeodomain protein 5-like. Lineage: Eukaryota; Viridiplantae; Streptophyta; Magnoliopsida; Fabales; Fabaceae. Gene Ontology annotation, molecular function: DNA-binding transcription factor activity; transcription cis-regulatory region binding. The record is from RefSeq and is a predicted model, not a curated record. Gene Ontology annotation, cellular component: nucleus. The coding region runs from base 29 to 487 and encodes 152 amino acids. Gene Ontology annotation, biological process: regulation of developmental process; regulation of DNA-templated transcription. The transcript is spliced from 2 exons.
GUAUCUUGGUUAUUUGGAAAGAGAAAGAAUGGAAGGAGGAUCGGGUGGUGGCGAGAGAGAGAAGUGGAACAGUGUAAGUGUAUACAGAGAGUGCUUGAGAAACCAUGCAGCCAGCCUCGGAAGCUACGCCACGGACGGGUGCGGCGAGUUCACGGUGGACGGCGCGGGGGGACUACAAUGCGCGGCGUGCGGCUGCCACCGCAACUUCCACCGGAAAGUGAAGUACCCGGUGGCGGAGCAUGAGGAGUAUGGAGGCAAGAAGCGGUUCAGGUCCAAGUUCACGGCAGAUCAGAAGGAGAAGAUGCUGGGGUUUGCGGAGAAGCUUGGUUGGAAGCUUCAGAGGAAGGAUCUGAAUGAUGAGAUAGAGAGGUUUUGCCGGAGCGUUGGGGUUAGUAGGCAAGUCUUCAAAGUUUGGAUGCAUAACCAUAAGAACUCUUCCUCCUCCUCCUCCUCUACCCCCGCCAAUGUCUCCUCCCUCACCCAAUGAAUCUGUUGCAGGUUUAUGAACGCAAUUUGUAUACCUUGGUUUAAUUUGUACGCAAAUCCAGAAAGAAUUGAAGUAGUUAUUCAUGUCCCUUUACUCCACACGAAAAGGAAGGAAUGGCUUAUUUAUGGCUCCUACUCUUGUAACUUAUGCGGUCACACCAUGUGGAACAUGAGAUGAUCUUGUCUGUACAAAGAGGCAAUGAAAUUUAAGCACCUAACUAGAAACCCCGAGACAAGACCAUGACUUGCCAAUAUUCAGGUGCUGCCAUUCCAAUUAGGGACACAAGAAAACACAUCACAUGUGCUCCUAAGUAAUUGUUAUCUAACUUAUCGCACAUUUAUUUU